Messenger RNA from Hyla sarda, 4105 nucleotides. RefSeq names its product acidic leucine-rich nuclear phosphoprotein 32 family member B-like. Bases 212 to 943 code for a protein of 243 amino acids. The transcript has 7 exons. Lineage: Eukaryota; Metazoa; Chordata; Amphibia; Anura; Hylidae. Gene Ontology annotation, biological process: regulation of apoptotic process. Gene Ontology annotation, cellular component: nucleus. Gene Ontology annotation, molecular function: histone binding. The record is from RefSeq and is a predicted model, not a curated record.
UGUGCAGUACCAAGCGCGACCUAUAGAGGUCAGUGAGUUGAUGGCGCCACAUCCUCCCACCCAAUAACCAAACCCCUCCUUUGUGUCUUUGGCGCCGUUCCUAUAUAAGAGCAGCACAGGAGCGUCUCGGGAUUAUUUCCUAAUUUUAACAAGUCCUUGUUGUGGUCCGCCUUGGUUCUGACUGAACUUUUUUUUCCCCCCACCUUCCAAAAUGGACAUGAAGAAGAGACUCACCUUGGAGCUGAGGAACCGGAAAGCAGCUGAGGUUAAGGAAAUGGUUUUGGAUAACUGCCGUUCCGAUGAUGGCAAGAUUAUUGGGCUCACAGCAGAGUUUGUUAACCUGGAGUUCUUGAGCAUGAUAAACACAAACCUGUUGUCAGUAGCUAAUCUUCCGAAACUGGAGAAAUUAAGGAAGUUGGAGCUUAGUGAUAACAGAAUUUCAGGUGGUCUAGAAGUACUUGCAGAGCGGACACCGAAUCUAACACAUUUAAAUCUCAGUGGAAACAAGAUUAAGGACAUAAACACUCUGGAACCACUGAAAAAACUAAGUCACCUCAUGAGUUUAGACUUGUUCAACUGUGAAGUUACAAUGCUGAAUAACUACAGGGAGAGUGUAUUUGCAUUGCUGCCCCAAUUAACUUAUCUUGAUGGCUUUAAUGCUGAUGACCAAGAAGCACCUGAUUCAGACCCAGAGCCUGAUGGUGAGGAUGCUGAUGAGAAUGGGGAAGAUGGGGAGGAUGAUGAGGACGAGGAGGAACUUGAUGAAGAUGAGCUGGAUGAGGAAGAUGAAGAUGGAGUUGAUGAGGAGGAUGUGGAAGAGGAGGAGGAGGGAGAAGAGGAAGAAGAGGAUGAUGAGGAUACACCCCAGGGAGAGAAGCGAAAAAGGGAUUUGGAAGAUGAAGGUGACGAAGAAGAUUUUGACGAUGAGGAAGAUGAUGAAUAAGACUUAAAGGCUACUGGAUUUUUUCUAAUUUUUUUUUUUUUUUUUUUUUUUUUAAUGGACUGUCUGGGCUGGCCACCAGUGCAUGUUGCAGUGUCUGCUGAUGGGUCACUGUAUACUGCUGUUGGCCACCCUGUUCAAAUUUUUUUUUCCUAUUUUUGUGUGUAGGGCUGAGAGAUGACUUAUUCUGGUCUGAAUGAAAUUGUGUGCCGCUUUAUUUAAACAGAUGGCCGCCUGAGCUAUUUGCGGAGUCAGAUCAUAGAAUGUCCCAAUUCCCUGUUUGUUGUGUUUUUUUAUUUUUUAUUCCCUCCCACCUUCCCCUGGAAUUUUCUGUGAAAGUUCUGUGGUUUCUCUGAUCUGUGAAUGGUGCACGGGUGUUAAAGAAAAAAAUCUGAGGAUGAUUCCAAAGACAGUCUCCCUCUAUCCUGCAUUCUUGUGUUCAAUCAUGCCUUAAUGUGUCCUGCUUUGUUUCUACUGAGUCAUGUAUAUGAUUAACUAACAUUUGCGUAUUUUUGGCAAUAAGAUAUAACAAUGACCUUGUACAAAUUUAAGUUUUCAACAAUUUGAUUUCCUUACAACCUCAAGCUGCUGGGGCAUUUAAAGUACAUCCCAGAGCACACUAGCAUUGUGUGUAUAUACAAUGAAUUUUAGUGAUGUGAUCACUACAUAAAAACAUGCUAAUGGUUGCAAACUAUUACUUUAGAUUUUGUCCUAGUCUUGGCACUAUCAAAUUGAAGUUCUUUGAACUUCUAGAAGGUUGCCUUGCUCUUCUAAAAUCUUGCCUGCUAAAUUGUUUUGACUUGGAUACAUCUGAGCAUCAUCUUUGCUACUAGAAGUGUUUAUAUAUCAAUUUCUGGAACUUGUUGUGCUUUCCAAUCCUUAGUAACAUUCCCUACCUCUGAAUUUGUGGUGGCACUGCCAAGCUGUGUAGAUGACGAAUGGCUCAUAGGUUUAUUUUAUCCCAAUCUGUCUUGGUUUGCAACUUGCAGCCUUUUCAAGCUGUAAAGUUACAAAAGUGUCAUGCUGCUACUUGGUCCCACUCCCUUGUGUGGUAGCAUGAUGGUCCAACAUUGCAGUCUUGCCAUUAUCUUCCAAAUGCUACAUUUAAGCAUGGAUUUCCUCUUGCUUAAGGAGAUUUUGGCCAAUUUGGUUUGAGAAAAUCACUUUAAGCUACAAAUUUAUAUAAAAAAAUUCUGACCUAUUUAACACCCAUGUUUUUGUAUUUAGUUGUUACAGAAAGCCUUUUUAAUAAAAAAUAUUUGGGGUUUUUAACACUUUGCUUUAUUUAUUUUUCAUUUUUAUAAGCAUCUCUGGCAUGUUAAAAUUAACCCAUUAUGCUGCCCAAACACACAGGCACCGUGAAAUUGAUACAGGGACCUGGAACACUGACUCAUUUUGGAAUGUUUGUUACUGAUUUGGGCUGCAUUAAACAGGUAACGGGUUCCCUUUAGGCUGGGAAGAAACUAAAAAGCCCAGUGUAAUUUUGGCUGGUUCUCCAGACAUGAUCUUAUUGUGUUAACACACUUACUUUCCUUGUAGUAGUAAUGGGGUAUUGCAGUUAUAUGCCCCAUACACAUUCUGUUAAUGUUGGAAACCUCAUACAUUGCUUGCCACUGUUGGCUAUAAUCUCACUACAGAAGGCUACUAAAGGAAAGAUAUUUUAUAAAUCUUCAUAACUUUUUUUUUUUUCUCAUUUUAGUUAGUGAUGAAAUGGUCCCUUUUUCUCCAAAGUACAAAUAUAUGAAUGGACAGUUCAAGGAUUUUUAUAACUAGGCCAGUAACAUGGCAUUCUAAGUAUAGAGAAGGUUUUACCAUCUUCAGGCAGGUAUUACUAAAGAACAAUGGGGGAGAUUUAUCAAAACCUGUCCAGAGGAAAAGUUGCCCAUAGACACCAAUCGGCUCACUUUCAUUUUUUAACAAGGCCUCUGCAAAAUGAGAGAAUCAAUCUGAUUGGUUGUUAUGGGCAACUUUUCCUCUGGACGGGUUUUGAUAAAUCUCCCCCAAUGUGACUGGGACUUUGUGUAUAUACAAUUACAAACUAGGGGUACUAGAUUCAUGGGAUAGAACACAAAUCUAAGCAUUUAUUCCAUUAAUGUAUAUCCUGUAAUCUAAUGGUUGGUGGAUAGUGGCUUUGACUACAUUUUUGCUGCCUAAAUUCACAACUGUGGGCAUAACUGUUAAAAUAAGCCAGUAUGCAGUAACCGCAGCUUCAACAUCCAAAAAAACUGUUAGCAAAAAGACAGAAUUUGGUCACCUAUCUUUGUACAAGGUAAAAAAUCUGUACAGUAUCUUGGCAUGUCCACUGCUGUUUUAAAUCUGUUUUACAGUCACAAUCUCCUUCUACGGUGGCAGUAACAAAUGUUUUGCUGUCAAAAGGAAUUGGUCAUAGCAGGUGAAAUCAUGUUUGGAGAAUCUCCCAUUUAAUACAAACAAGGCUUCUUAUGAUGUUGCCGUAAAAUACACUAACUUUAAGGGUCUAUUCACACAUACAGGAUGACACUUAAUGAUUUUGCUGUCCCGGAGCUAGGCCGAGAGCAGCUGCAAUGCAUUAACAAGCAGACACAUCAGUGUACUUGGUUUACAUUGGCUUCAUUAGCAUCAAAUUUAAUAGUUGAAUCACUUCAACAUGCAGCGAUACCAAAUGUUUUUUGUUUCCAUUUUAAUAGAAAAAAAUGGGCAGAGGGGUUGAUUUAAUACUUUCCUCAUAACCGGCAGCUGUCUGCCGCUAUCAGCAGCGGACAUCUGCCGUGAUAAAUAGCAAUACAGCAUUCCAGAAAAAAUUGAAUAAAGUGAUCAAAAAGCCAGAACUGUGCAAAAGUGGUACUACUAAAAACUAAAGCUUUUGCACAAAAAUAAAACUGAGGGUUUGUUCACACAGUGGGAUUUCUGCAAUUGCUCAGUCUGUUCAGCAAAGCAUGAACUCAAAGCAAAGAAUUUCAGUGGAAUUUAUGUUCUUAGAACACAACUCUGCUGAAAUUCAUUCAAUGUUGGCUUCGAUGGGAUUUUGUGGGGAAUUCCACAAAAUAAAGACUGUUCUUAUAAUUUUGCAGAAUGCCCACUGGAAAUUCUGUCUGAAUGGGACUGUGGAAUCUCAUUGAAAGCAAUGGGUGGUAAAGUCAAGUGGAAUUCUGCAUAUAAACAUACCCGAACACAGCCCUGUAGGUG